Hydatigera taeniaeformis is the source of this 732-nucleotide messenger RNA. The record is from the annotation of a GenBank genome assembly. Lineage: Eukaryota; Metazoa; Platyhelminthes; Cestoda; Cyclophyllidea; Taeniidae.
AUGGGUAAUAAUGUGAGCUCAAGGUAUGAAAAUGCCAAGAAAACUGGGUCUCUUCAGCUGAGUAAUCUGAAAUUGUCAAAAGUUCCUGAAGAUGUUAAGAAAUUGGUGAAUUUACGUGUCCUAGACUUGUCAUUUAAUUCGAUACGUAUGAUUGAACCGUGGAUAGGUUCAUUAUCGAGUUUAAAGUCGUUGAAUAUUAGCGGCAACAAACUUACAUGUUUACCCACUGAUGUUUCGCGUUUGACCAAGCUGGAGACUCUCGACGCCUCAUCUAACAGAAUGCUUUCCUUGAGCUGUAGUCAACGUGCAGUUAAUUUCGGACUCUUGCAGCACCUACGAACCGUCAAUAUUUCAAACAACAAUCUUACUGAAUUUCCUGUGGAGCUAUGCUCAAAAGAUAUCCCUCUUGAUUUGCUUGACCUCUCCAAAAACAACAUUGAUUUUAUCCCCGAUUGUGCAAGUCUACUUCAGGUGAUUGAACUCAAUCUAAAUGAUAAUUGGGUGUCUGCAGUCUCCGCAUCAGUAGCCAAAUGCCCUCGACUAAAAGUACUUCGGCUGGAACGUAAUCGCCUCCGCCUCGAAGAUAUUCCUUUGGCCAUUUUGGAAAACUCAAGCAUCUCCCUUUUGUCUGUCGAAGGCAAUCCGCUUUCGAUAAAGGCUCUCCAGGAACUGCCCGCGUAUGCGAAGUACAUGGAACGAUAUACGGCCACAAAGCGCAAGGCGAUCCCGUAG